AUGGCACCCAGCGCGAUCCCGAAACCUGACAAACGCCAGCGCUCGAUUGCUCAAAUGUUUGGCGCCAAAGAUCCGUCGUUUGGAGUCACGAGUAAGACUUCUUCCCCGAGCGUUUCUUCCACCACAACCUCAUCAGCCAGGGUCACCGCGCCUGCUCCAAAGUCCAAGGGCAAAACAUCGAAUGUUCGAACGCUCGUGACGACCGGACGCUUGGCCCGAGUAUCCUAUCAGAAGCUGCAGCCGGUCGAUUCAGAGUCCUAUCGAGAUUCUCUAUCGGCUGAGUUCAAGGAGCUGCUCGCGCUGGAAAUCGAUCCCGAACAUGGCCUGGGCUCAUCCUACCUCCACGUCCUGCGAGCUCAACUUACCCAACAAUACUUCCUCGAUCUCAAGCGGUUUUUGAUUGCAGAGGGGCUCAAUCAACCACGAAAUAAUAUCUACCCGCCUGCCAAAAAUAUUUACCAUUGGAGUCGGGCUACACCAUUAGACCAGAUCCGGGUCGUUAUCAUCGGGCAGGAUCCAUAUCACGGUCCUGGCCAAGCUCAUGGCCUAUCAUUUUCUGUUCCUAAGGGUAUCCCUAUACCUGGCUCCUUGAGAAACAUUUACCAGGAGUUGAAAAGUGAAUAUCCGGAGUUUAAGGCACCUGGGCAUGGUACUCUCCGCUCUUGGGCUGAAUCUGGGGUCUUACUUCUCAAUACGUCUUUGACAGUGAAAAAAAGCUCAGCCGGCUCGCAUUCCAACAAAGGCUGGGAACAAUUUACGGAUGCCGUGGUUGAUGCGAUUGACUUGUAUGGUGGACUGGGACUUUUAAAAGAUAUCAAGCCUACGGAAGCAGACCAGACAAUUGAACCUGUGUCCAAACGCAUUAAACUAGAUCAUCCCACUUCGUCCGAAGCUAGCCCACCUGAAACUAAAGGUUCUCAGUCUACCACCUCACUUCUCGACCCCAACCCCCCCACACCGGUUUCAGUUUCAACCCUGAAGGCCUCCACUUCAGACGCAGAUCACACAGCUUCAGUUCCCGAUUCAGACAAAGCACCUCAUAGCGAUAAAAUAACCGCAGAAAAUCCGGAUCACCAGCCUUCAAGUGACAAAAAAUUGGAGGAAUCGCAGCCAGCGUCCCCGGAUAUCAAUUUAGCGGAAUCAACCACAACGCCGAAAUUAUCACAAGUUGCGGGAAGAGAUGAUGAUGCACCAUCAUCCAUCUUGGCCGAAGAUCCAAGAAAUCAAGACUUGCCAGGAUUCGGCAAAGGCGUUGUCUUUCUGUGUUGGGGAAAAUGGGCCGCUGAUCGAGUGGCACGUCUAUCCGAGUCAAAACAUUUGAUUCUCAAAUCCGCCCAUCCAUCACCUCUUUCAGCUCAUCGAGGAUUCUUAGGGAAUAAUCACUUCAAACUAGCCAAUGAAUGGCUAGAAAAGAAAUACGGCAAGUCGGCUAAAAUCAACUGGUGUGAUUUGAAGCCUUAA
Puccinia triticina is the source of this 1461-nucleotide messenger RNA. RefSeq lists its product as uncharacterized. Gene Ontology annotation, biological process: base-excision repair, AP site formation via deaminated base removal; base-excision repair. The transcript has 4 exons. Gene Ontology annotation, molecular function: uracil DNA N-glycosylase activity. Gene Ontology annotation, cellular component: mitochondrion; nucleus. The coding region runs from base 1 to 1461 and encodes 486 amino acids. The record is from RefSeq and is a predicted model, not a curated record. NCBI's taxonomy places the organism in Eukaryota, Fungi, Basidiomycota, Pucciniomycetes, Pucciniales, Pucciniaceae.